AUGCCCUGCUGGCGAAGUGUGGAUACCUUGGACUACGAGCCGCCCCCGGUGCUGCCACCGCGGCGCCCGCCCUGGCCGUUCAACAACAGCCCGAGCAGCACCGCCUCGAGGUACAUCGGGCAGCGCACCACCAUCAUCGCCACCACCACAACGUCCCCGUUGACACCGACGGCGGCUACGACGACUAUCACGUCGACGACGCUAAUACCAGCGGUGCCCUCCAUCCAAGGCUCAACGACCUCCUCGCCUGCGCGAGUGUCGCCGCAGCCGCCACCCUUGACGCCGCCCCAGUAUCCUGCGCCUCCACGGCCCCCUAGUCGAAACGGUGGGGAUGAAGCGCGUGUCGCGAGGGCGAGAGGAAGCGGACGCGGAGUUUUACCGAGCCUCAUCCUCGCUAAUGGAACGCCCUUGUCGAGAGUGUCACCACCUCGCGCGGGCUGGGCAGUGCGGAUCAACGAGGCGACACUCACUACCCCGAGUCAGUCAGCUCAUUAUCAACAGCAACAGCAUCAGCAGCGCGCUACUCCAACUCCAGGAUCACCGAGAGCCGUCGAACAAUGGGCUAGCGAACGGGCAGCGUUGUCGGCUUUGUCGGUUCGUCGUUCCACAUCACCACCCUCGCCAGAAACAGCAAGGAGACCGGCAACAACAGGAUCGUCGAGAAGGAUCGUCCCGUCGUCGAGUCGCGUUAGGCUGGGAGGCGGAGGCGAAAGAGGAGAAGAAGGAGGAGAAGGAGGAGGAGGAGGAGGAGGAGGAAGUGGAAGUGGUGGAAGCGGCGGAAGAGCAGGAGCAGAAAGAGGCGCUGAGUUCGGUAACGGUAUCCAUUUCGCGAAUCACUGGCAGGAGGAACAAGAGCUGGAGGCGAAGAAGAAGAAGGAGCACCGGAAGCGUUGCGUGGACGCAGCGGCGCGUUGCCAAGCCGAGCAUCUUGAACUGAGAGGUCGGCCGAUGUCGCAGAACAAUGCGAUCGCGCCGCUCUCGCGGCCACCCUCCUCGCCAACGAACGCCUCGACCAACCUCGAUAAUACCACCGUCGCUAGUAGUACGACCAGCCACGAUAACAGUAGAGUAGUCAACGCCGACGACGGAGACGCGCAGCAUUCCGUUCAACAGCAGCAGCAGCACAACGUAACCGGUGGUGGUCGCGUUCACGAUCACAAUCGGCCGUUCCCUCCACCGAGAUUGCCCACUGUGCACGUGCCGGCUGCAUCAUCCUUGACUCUCGCAGCGAACCAGUCGAGCCCGUCGAGAGUGUUGGUCACCACUGCUCCACUCAGCCCUCUGUCAAGCACGUUCCGCAGCAGACCGAGAAACAUUGACACUUCAACAGAGACCACGACCAACAGCCGCGGACUGCUAUCGAACGACACACCACCGAGAAGCCCGAUAAGCGAGGUGAGCCUCACGGUGCCACGGCCGGAUGGUGAGAGAGCCAUCAACGAAUACGUCGAGGCGCCGUUCAAACACGGGGCGAAUCAGGAGCGACGAGUCAUCGACGAUGACCAGAAGCGCGGUAUCGGCGCCGAUUGCCCGAAGAUCGACCGGAGGCAUCGUCAGAAGGGUAGUGGUGGUGGUGGUGGUGUUGGUGGUGUUGUUGUUGCAGACGCGUCGGUCGCAGCGACGCAUCGGUUGCACGCGAGCAGGACUCAAGCGUUUCGUGGUUUAAUAGCCAGUGGGACGAAUCCGACCGUGUCCGCUGGCUCGAUCCCGGCGAACACCGUGGCACCGAACGCUGUGACCAAACAGCCGGUCUCGUUCACCAAGGAACCGGCCAACAGCCUCGCCUCGAGGACUUACGAUCCGGCCGGUUUGUCGAUAAUGUGCAAUUUCUGCGGCCGAUGUCGUUGCGAGUCUUGCCGAGAGCCGCCACCGUUGCCCAGCAAGUGGCUGUGCAACAACAAGUGCUUCUGCUCCGCCGAGACGAUUCUCGAUUACGCUUCUUGCCUGUGCUGCGUGAAAGGACUGUUUUAUCAUUGCGUGGACGGAAACGGCGGCGGCGGCGGUGGCAGCGGUAUCGGCGAGGCAGCCAGUAACUGCGCGGACGAGCCGUGUUCCUGCACAGGAAGCAGGAGAGCCUCCAGGUGGGCCUGCCUCGGCGCGCUCACCCUUGUCAUGCCUUGCUUAUUGUGCUAUUGGCCAUUCAAGGGCUGCGUCGCGUUGUGCGAGGUGUGUUACGCGCGGCACGCCGCUCAGGGCUGCAGAUGCAACCCGAACACGAUCGGAAACGCCGGGAACAGGCAUCAUCCGAUCGCUAGCGAUAUCGGGGACUCGAGGGAUCCGGAGAAGAGGUUGCUCGACCCGGUCACGCCGGAACUCUAACGCAGGAAGCAAGCGACGUGCGCUCGGUGCACCCAUCAUCGACCACUCUCUCGGAUCGUGCACGUCGAUCCGACCGUGUUGCGGACGAUCGUCGCGUUUUCUUGUGACCGCCGCGAGCAGAGACGUACGUCCGCGCGCUCUUCUUUCAACGCUCUUAUCGAGACGGAGCGCAAAUGAAAAAUUGCAUUAAGUACAAGAGUUGCAUUUAGGUCGAGA
Messenger RNA from Frieseomelitta varia, 2535 nucleotides. RefSeq lists its product as uncharacterized. Lineage: Eukaryota; Metazoa; Arthropoda; Insecta; Hymenoptera; Apidae. The record is from RefSeq and is a predicted model, not a curated record. Gene Ontology annotation, biological process: multicellular organism development; negative regulation of MAP kinase activity; animal organ development. The transcript is spliced from 3 exons. Bases 1 to 2319 code for a protein of 772 amino acids. Gene Ontology annotation, cellular component: cytosol; membrane.